GCGGGGCUUUUCCUAGUUGUCAUGUUACUGCGGCAGUCUCUACCCAUAAUCCCAUGCGUUCUGCAGACGGUGUCCCGGAAAUACUGCCCCGCCCACUUCCUGUACACGGAGCAGCGCCCCCGGUCUCAUCUGCUGCUGCUGCCUCCUACAGCAGUACCUGCUGGCAGAUCCACUCCCAAUCCAGAACACAGAGUAGAGCAGCACUCCAUAUAAUCUCACCAACACCAUCAUUCAACUGCUGGAGAGGAGGGGGAGUAUACAGAAGAACACAGGGAUCUGUACAAGGACGUGAUGAUGGAGAAUCACCGGCCCCUCACAUCACUGGAUGGGCCCAGUAACAGAGAUACCCCAGAGAGAUGUCCCCGUCCUCUGUAUUCCCAGGAUUGUACAGAGGAGAAUCACAGGAUCCCACAGGAGGAUCAGGUAGAACGUCUGUCUGAUAUUAAAACAGAAGAUACAGAGGGAGAAGAAGAGACGUAUGUGACUGGUAUAAAGGCAGAAGAUAUAGAGGGAGAAGAAGAGACGUAUGUGACUGAUAUAAAGGCAGAAGAUAUAGAGGGAGAAGAAGAGACGUAUGUGACUGAUAUAAAGUCAGAAGAUAUAGAGGGAGAAGAGACGUAUGUGACUGAUAUAAAGGCAGAAAAUAUAGAGGGAGAAGAAGAGACGUGUGUGAGGGGUGAUCAGCAAUGUAAGGAGGAGGAGAUCCCUACAGAUAUCGGCACAGCAGAUGGACACACAAGCAGGAAUAUCUCAGAAGGACAUCUAAUGUUAUCCCCGGGCUGUGACAUAAAAGAUAAUGACAGUAGACAGGAUUCUCCAGGGGCUAACCCCAUUACCCCAAUUAUACAUCCAGCUCUAUCAGCUGGUCCCUCUGAUCCUGGGAAAUGUUCUCCUGAUCACUCUGAUAUUGGUGCAUCUGUUACAGCUCUGAGAGUAGAUACAGAGUUUCUCUGUUCUAUAGAUGCCAAAUGUUUUACACAGAACACAAAGCCUAUUAACCCACAGACAGGUAAGGCAGGGGAGAGGCCAUUUCCAUGUUCUGAGUGUGGGAAAUGUUUUACACAAAAAUCACAUCUCGUUACACAUCAGAGAACUCACACAGGUGACAAGCCAUUUUCUUGCUCUGAGUGUGGGAAAUGUUUUACACGGAAAGCAAAUCUUAUUACACAUCAGCGAAGUCACACAGGUGAGAAGCCAUUGCGAAGUCACACAGGUGAGAAGCCAUUUCCAUGUUCUGAGUGUGGGAAAUGUUUUGUACAGAAAUCACACCUUGGUAGACAUCAGCGAAGUCACACAGGUGAGAAGACAUUUUCUUGCUCUGAGUGUGGGAAAUAUUUUACACGGAAAGCAGAUCUUAUUACACAUCGGCGAAGUCACACAGGUGAGAGGCCAUUUCCAUGUCCUGAGUGUGGGAAAUGUUUUACAUACAAAACAACUCUUGUUGCACAUAAGAAAAGUCACAAAGAUACAUCACCGUUUUCAUGUUCUGAGUGUGGGAAAUGUUUUACCGGGAAAUCACACCUUGUUACACAUCAGAGAAGUCACACAGGUGAGAAGCCAUUUCCAUGUUCUGCGUGUGGGAAAUGUUUUGCACAGAAAUCAAAUCUUGUUCUACAUCAGAGAAGUCACACAGGUGAGAAGCCAUAUUCUUGCUUCCAGUGUAUGAAAUGUUUUGCACACAAAUCAAAUCUUGUUCUACAUCAGAGAAGUCACACAGGUGAGAAGCCAUAUUCUUGCUUUCAGUGUGGGAAAUGUUUUACCUGGAAAUUACAACUUGUUACACAUCAGCAAAGUCACACAGGUGAGAAGCCAUUUCCAUGUUCUGAGUGUGGGAAAUGUUUUACACGGAAAGCAGAUCUUAUUACACAUCAGCGAAGUCACACAGGUGAGAAGCCAUUUCCAUGUUCUGAGUGUGGGAAAUGUUUUGUACAGAAAUCACACCUUGGUAGACAUCAGCGAAGUCACACAGGCGAGAAGCCAUUUUCUUGCUCUGAGUGUGGGAAAUGUUUUACACGGAAAGCAGAUCUUGUUCUACAUCAGAGAACUCACACAGGUGAGAAGCCAUUUUCUUGCUCUGAGUGUGGGAAAUGUUUUACCUGGAAAUUACAACUUGUUAUACAUCAGCGAAGUCACAUAGGUGAGAAGCCAUUUCCAUGUUCUGAGUGUGGGAAAUGUUUUACACGGAAAGCAGAUCUUAUUACGCAUCAGCGAAGUCACACAGGUGAGAAGCCAUUUCCAUGUUCUGAGUGUGGGAAAUGUUUUACACGGAAAGCAAGUCUUGUUAUACAUCAGCGAAGUCACACAGGGGAGAAGCCAUUUCCAUGUUCUGCGUGUGGGAAAUGUUUUGUACACAAAUCACAUCUUGUUCUACAUCAGAGAAGUCACACAGGUGAGAAGCCAUUUUCUUGCUCUGAGUGUGGGAAGUGUUUUACAGCGAAAUCAAGUCUUGUUUCACAUCAGAGAAGUCACACAGGUGAGAGGCCAUUUCCAUACUCAGAAAUAAAUUAGCUCUUGUUGCACACAAUAGACAUCACUCAGGUGAGGAACCAUUUUAUUCUGGAAUAUACUUAUCAUUGCCAUGUAAUGUUCCGCGAGGUUCUUAUCCUAUCUUCUAUGCUUUUUGCAAUACACAUGCUACCGCAGGGUGAAAUAAUCAGCUGUCAUGCCCUCAUCUACCACUGUUAUACAGAUGACCUGUCUUUUUUUUUCCGGGUACUGAGAACCCAAUACCAAUCCUAAAUGUCUAGCUGAGCUCCAGGUGUGGGUGAUGCCAGUUGGCUGUGACUCAGCCCUGGUGAAACAGGUCCUUAUGAUAGACGCUCACCAACAAAGGGCAGGGCUACAGCUCAGCUUUACCUACCAACCAGACUUGCGCUUGUGGGUACAGAGUUACAUAAUGCGGAUCAUGUGCAGAAUCUUGGUGUCCUGGAUGGGGGAGUGACACUUGAACAUCAGGUAUUAGCCACAAUCAGAUCCUCAUCUGAGGAACAUAGCCAGACUCCAGCACUUCUUUCCCUCAGAAGAUCUACCUACAGUCAUACAUGUACUUGUAUCAUCACGCAUAGACUACUGCAAUGUCCUCUACCUGGGUCUCCCAGCAAAAGAAUUGCUCCGCUUGUAGCUUGUACAGAAUGCAGCAGCCAGGCUGUUACCUAACCAGCCCGUUCCUGCCACAUAACACCCAUUCUCUGCUCCCUUCACCGGCUGCCUGUAAGAUGGUGACUCUGUUACAUGAUCUUACUGACUCUCCCAGCCCUACAUGACCAGGGUCCAUGGUACCAGAAGCAGCUUCUGUGUCCUUACUGCCCUGCUUACUUCCAUCUGCAGAUGAAGGACUGUUACCAGCAGUACCAAGAAUCCCCAUGCAGUGCUGAGAUGUCAGGGGGGAGACAGGGUGGUGGCAGUAGUGGGGGGAUACAGGGUGGUGGGAGACAGUGCAGUGGCAAGGGCUGCUGGAGGCAGUAAAGAGGUGUAUGGGUCCCGCACAGAACCAGUUGAUAAUUAGACUUAAUGAUUAUUAUUCCUUAUUUCUAAUUAAUCCCUUGUAUGUGUUACUGUUAUUUGCUGUGUCAGCCUUUAUGUGUGUUCUGUGUAAUAAUCCUGAAAGUAGUGCUACUACCGAUCUCAUAUCAUUUGUAGUAACUUGCAAAAAAUGAGGAAAAGAUGAGAUAUGAGGUUUUCUCUGGAAGCUUAUGGGGGUUAAUCAGAGAUGAACGCAGAUGUGACAUUACGCAGCCCCCCGGAAGAUGGUCCUGGCCUGCGUUAGCCUCUCAGGGAUGUCAGCGCAAUGUGUGUGUCAGCACGGCUGCUGCCACCAACAGUAAACUGCUGCGGGCCGCUAUUGCGGCUGGGUCUGAAUGAGCCUCAGAGGCUGUUGUGCAUAGAGUAUUUUUUAAGUAUCCAAUAUAGCCAAAAUGUGUGUAUUAAAGAUAUAAAAUAAAGUAGAUUAAAAGUAAAA
Molecule: messenger RNA, 3958 nt
Organism: Pseudophryne corroboree (corroboree frog)
Lineage: Eukaryota; Metazoa; Chordata; Amphibia; Anura; Myobatrachidae
Product: oocyte zinc finger protein XlCOF6-like
Exons: 6
Coding region: 292-2508 (738 amino acids)
Biological process (GO): regulation of transcription by RNA polymerase II
Molecular function (GO): DNA-binding transcription factor activity, RNA polymerase II-specific; RNA polymerase II cis-regulatory region sequence-specific DNA binding
Source: RefSeq, a predicted model, not a curated record